AUGGAAUCGUCACUAGAAAACGUUACGUCAUCGAUUAGUAACGUUACUACUGUUAACGUCACCCUGUCGGACAAGGAGCUGUUGGACUUGAGGCUUGGUGACCGACAUAUGUCGACGGUUGCUCUGGUUGUCCUGAACGUCAUCUAUAUUGCAAUAUUCGUCAGUGGUAUGCUGGGCAAUAUAUGUACUUGCGUAGUGAUUGCAAGGAACAGGUCCAUGCACACAGCUACGAAUUACUAUCUCUUCAGUCUGGCCAUUGCUGACUUACUCACACUUCUUCUUGCACUACCGCCAGAGCUUUACACGUACUGGGAGGCAUAUCCGUGGAGACUGGGACAAGUGUUUUGUAUUAUUAAGUCCUAUAUACAGGAACUGACGUCAUACGCAUCGGUGCUGACCAUCGCUGCCUUCACGAUCGAAAGAUACCUCGCUAUUUGUCACCCAAUGACCUUGCAAGUCCUCAAUCAUCCCACCCGAGCCGUUAAACUGUUAAUAAUUCAAUGGAUCGUGGCUGUCAUUAGCGCAUUCCCUUACGCCCUUUACACAAGGACCUUUUAUUUCGUCUACCGAAACGAAUCCAGCGAGCCCAUUCCUGACUCGCUGAUUUGUAAUGUUCCCAACGAACAUAGAGAGACAAUGACAUACUUUUUCCAAAUAUCAACAUUUGUGUUCUUCGUGUAUCCAAUGUCUGUGAUUUUAAUUAUGUACAUUCUUAUUGGAAUGAAGCUACGUAAAUCAAACCCGGUUCCCCACGAUAGAAACAACGCUGUCGUGCAGGCUCGGAAAUCAGUAAUCAAGAUGCUUGUUGCUGUGGUAGUUGCAUUUUUCUUGUGCUGGGCCCCCUUUCACGCGCAGCGGCUCAUGACGUUAUAUAUCAAAUCAGACGAAUGGACCCCUUUCCUUAUGACAAUCCAGACACAUCUCUUCCUGAUAUCUGGUGUACUGUACUUUGUCAGUUCCUCCAUAAACCCUAUUCUGUACAACGCCAUGUCAAAGAAGUAUCGAAACGCCUUCAUUCGCACCAUCUUGCCAUGCAUGGCAACGUCUACAAACACGUACACCAGCACAAUAAACUCGAAUAGCCCUGCGUCCAAGUCAUCGCCAUAUUUCUACAACAAGCUGAGUACUAGACCAAUGAUGACAAAAACUUCCGCAGUGAACGAUUCAAGUCAUGAGGACAACAGUCCUGUGUAA
Dreissena polymorpha is the source of this 1194-nucleotide messenger RNA. Its product is annotated as neuropeptides capa receptor-like. Gene Ontology annotation, biological process: neuropeptide signaling pathway. The record is from RefSeq and is a predicted model, not a curated record. Gene Ontology annotation, cellular component: plasma membrane. Bases 1 to 1194 code for a protein of 397 amino acids. The transcript has 5 exons. Lineage: Eukaryota; Metazoa; Mollusca; Bivalvia; Myida; Dreissenidae. Gene Ontology annotation, molecular function: neuromedin U receptor activity.